Messenger RNA from Entelurus aequoreus (snake pipefish), 1547 nucleotides. RefSeq names its product paralemmin-1-like. Gene Ontology annotation, cellular component: membrane. Bases 292 to 969 code for a protein of 225 amino acids. The record is from RefSeq and is a predicted model, not a curated record. Gene Ontology annotation, biological process: regulation of cell shape. Lineage: Eukaryota; Metazoa; Chordata; Actinopteri; Syngnathiformes; Syngnathidae. The transcript is spliced from 6 exons.
UCCUCAUUCCACCUCGCUCCCCCCAGUAACGACAUUACAACCCGCCGCUAACCGGACGCCAGCGCCGCCGCCCAUGAGAGCUCCGCCGCGCCGACGCAGAGCAGCGCCGAGUGCGUCGAGGAGGCUCCGAGCCGCGGGGGAGUGAGCAGCAUCAGUGUCGGCCUGCAGGGUCCAGCAUCACCUCCGAGAGGCAGCGGGAGAAGCAGCCCACAAAUAAACACCUUUUUUGUUUUUUUUCCCGGGGUGGGCGGAGCAGACGUCUGCGCGCGUGAAAAGGGGAACAGCAUCGAGAUGGCUGAGGUGUCGCAAGAGGAGAGACUCCAGGUCAUCGCUGAGAAGAGGAAGAAGCAAACGGAGAUUGAAAACAAGCGGAGGCAGCUGGACGAUGACCGACGACAACUGCAGCAUCUUAAGUCCAAGGCGCUGAGAGAGCGCUGGUUGUUAGACGGCGCUCCCGCCGAGGAGGAGACUCAGAAGCGUCUGCAGGAGGAAGAAGUGAAGACCAAAAUCCUGGAGCAGCUCAUCCUGAGGCUGGAGCAUGAGAUCGAAGAACUGGAGACGGGUGUGCCAGCCAACAAGGGCGUGGCCAAAGAAAAUGGAGGCGAGAACGGCGUGGCGCAGACGGCGAAGAGAGAGGCGGCGGGCGUGGAGGCCAAGCUGAUGGGCCCCAACCCCGAGCAGGCCAGCGCCGACAACCCCGUCACCUUGGUCUUCAUGGGCUACAAGACCGUGGAGGAGGAGCGGGACGGCCGCACGGCGGCGGCGGCGGCGGGCACGGACGCGGCCGACGGCGACGUGACGGCCGAGUUCGUGGUGAUCGAGGACGGCGAGGCCAAGCCGGCGGGGGAGGCGGCCACCCGGGACCAGGCCCCGCCCAAUGGCAGCAUGGCGGAGACGGAGACGGCCAACGGCGGCGGCGAGAAAGAACAGGAGAAGAAACAGACCUGCAAGUGCUGCGCGGUCAUGUGAGCUAGUGUGUGUGUGUGUGUGUGUGUGUGUGUGUGUGUGUGUGUGUGUGUGUGUGUGUGUGUGUGUGUGUGUGUGUGUGUGUGUGUGUGUGUGUGUGUGUGUGUGUGUGUGUGUGUGUGUGUGGUAUUGCAUGUGUGUACGCCAGCUUUGUGUGUGCGCACGAAUGAGGCGUGUGUGUGUGUCAGGACUGUACUACUUACCAACAACCGGAGCCAAACAGCAGCAAGAAAAAGGACAACAAAGACUCACAAGUACACACACUUUCUCUGAUACUGUACCUUUCAUUUCUAUUGAUAUUUUUCUAUUCUUACCGUCUUGACAUUUAUAUCGUAUUCCGUACCUUUUGUUAUGAUUAUGACUCUCGUUGUCAUGGGGACUGUGUACUGUGGGCGUGUUGUUGUUGUCGGGAGGGAGAUGUGAGGAAAGAAAGCAAAGGUAAAAAAAAAAAUUAAAAAUAAAAAGCUCUCUGGAUUGUACCGCCUGAAAAAGGGGGAAACCUGGAAACCCAUUUAGAGAUGUCCGAUAAAUGCUUUAAAAUGCAUUUUAUUUCAUGCAAAAAAUAAUAAUAAUAAUAAUAU